Eucalyptus grandis is the source of this 393-nucleotide messenger RNA. RefSeq lists its product as uncharacterized. The transcript has a single exon. The record is from RefSeq and is a predicted model, not a curated record. NCBI's taxonomy places the organism in Eukaryota, Viridiplantae, Streptophyta, Magnoliopsida, Myrtales, Myrtaceae. The coding region runs from base 1 to 393 and encodes 130 amino acids.
AUGGGCGCUUGCCUUUCUUCCCGAAGCACAAAGCGAUCUCAUCAGACACGAGAAUGCUCAAAAGGGUCAUCGGCAGCAACAGUCAAGAUCGUCCGAGCCGACGGCAAAGUUCGACAGUACAAAGAGCCGCUGCAAGCGAGGCUCAUCACCUCCCAGAACCCGAGCUUCUUCCUCUGCAGCUCCGAGUCGCUGUCCCUCGAUUCUUGCCCGCCUCAGGUCGCCGAGGAAGAAGAGCUGCAGGCCGGCCAAAUCUACUUCUUGCUGCCGCUGGCUCUCGCCCACAAGCCCCUGAGGCUCCCCGAUUUGUGCGAUCUCGCAAUCAAGGCGAGCUCGGUCGUCGGCAACGACGGCGUCGAGAUUUUGUCCGCUGAUUCCAAAUUCAUUCCGAGUUGA